AUGGAUUCCAAAGGGUGGACCCUUUGCAUUCCUCCUGAAGUGAUUGACAGUUGGCGCCUUAAAGGCAUAGGUCGGUCGACACAUUUAAUGCGCAAGCACUUCGUGCAGGCGAUUACUGCCUUGAUUCGCACGAGCCGUCGCUUCGUCUCGUCAAUUGAAACGACGGCCUUCGGGCUUCUGACACGUCACCGCGUAUUCGAGCACGCUGUCAGACUGUUACGUCUCUCGAGAGGACCAUGCCCUUUCGUUUCGAAUUCUAGCGCCAAUAUAAAAGCCUAUCCUUCUUCAUUCCUUCCUUACACUUUCAGAAUUUUCGGACGCCCAAACUCUGCCAAACUCUUCUCUCAAUUCUUCAAACCCUUUCGAACUUCACAUUUCAGCACUCCACCUCCUUCUGCCCAGUUAUCUCUUUGUUAG
This is a messenger RNA of Prunus armeniaca (apricot), 417 nucleotides long. NCBI's taxonomy places the organism in Eukaryota, Viridiplantae, Streptophyta, Magnoliopsida, Rosales, Rosaceae. The record is from the annotation of a GenBank genome assembly.